This is a messenger RNA of Aphanomyces invadans, 1329 nucleotides long. RefSeq lists its product as hypothetical. NCBI's taxonomy places the organism in Eukaryota, Oomycota, Saprolegniomycetes, Saprolegniales, Verrucalvaceae. The record is from RefSeq and is a predicted model, not a curated record. The transcript has 4 exons. Bases 220 to 1140 code for a protein of 306 amino acids.
CCGCUCUCAUGAUGGCAAAGAUUCGCACGACGACCGCAAGCACAUGGUCUUGGGGGCAUGAGGCCGUCGGAAUGGCCACGGUCGAUGCCACGUUCGUGACUGUAGUGCGUCGCCGCGGUGGUUUCCGCCCGAGCACACAAUGCGCGUUCGAUUGGUGCCCGCUGUAACUGCAACGUCGCUGAUGCGUCGUCUUUUCGAACAUCACGACCAGUGGACACGAUGGUGCUGCCACCGACGAAUGCAUGGACGGCUGUAGCCGCCUUCAUUGGAUGCGUCCACGGUCAAGCUGUUGCAUCCGUGGUCGCCGCCAUGCCAAAGAGAGCAGUGACCACGUGCUCGAGCCUCCAUGGUCCCCAUUGUUUUGCACUCAACGAGCGCAACGUCCCAUCGUACCUGCUGCAUGGCGUGGAAUUUGAACCCAAUGCCAUGGACGGCCACCUUCGCCAGGCGAUUCCGCGGAUUGAAUUGCCGCCUACGUCCAAGAAACUGGCGGCACACGGAUUUGCCGACGAUGUGCUCUUUGGCGGGGUCUCGAUUCAAACACUACAGCGGGAAGACGCCCACAACGCGCUGCAAGCGACGGCACAUGCACUCAAGGAAUGGAUGCAGCGGCAGCCGGGGUACUCCGAGAGCAUGCUGCACACAGCGAUCAAGGUGGCUGCCAAGAAAAUCGACGCACUCCUUCCGCCGUCGUCGCAGCCAUCGAGUGCAGCCCCGCUCUCGACGGAAGCCAUGACAGAUCCACUGCAACCGCAUGACCAUGUCGAAUCGUCAGUGGGCUUGCCAGUUCCGGCGAGCAACGACCCCACAGACUCGGUGGCCACGGGAGACGAAUUCUCGGAGGACGACGUACUCGCGUUCAUGUUUCUUUCCCGUGAAGAGAAGCACUUGCUUCUCGAAUUCGAUACGGCGCGUACUCGCCGACUCAUAAAGGCGCAAGGGCGGCUCUUGCGGGGCAAGACGAAAUCCGGACCGUCGGGACAUGCCUCGGACACCGAAGACGGCAACGUCGUCCGCACCACGCCACGGCUCGUCGACAAGGCUUUGCAAGAAGCGACGGACGCGCUCAAGCAGCGCGUGCAAGACCUGAAAGCGCAGCAGACCACGGCGACCGACUCGCGGAUCGACACGUCGCCGUAGCACCUUCCAUGUCAUUUGUCUUGUGCUCGAAGGUAGGGCAAGUGACGGAUGCAUAUGCCUGAAACGAAGCAAGUGUGGAUGUGUGACCGUGCUCUCACUGCCGAUGGAUGGUCCACGGCGGUAAACUCUGCAUCCGUUCAAAAUCGCUGCAUGCUUGCCUGACAAUCGUCAUCUUCGACGCCUCAUCGA